GACGAUCCGUCCAGAAGCCGGCACGGUUCAACAGGGAUGAUGUCUAGGUUGCAUGGAAUGACCGGUAACCAGGAUGUAGUAGGAGCGGAAGUGGAUGUAGUAAUAUCGUGUAGGGAGGAGGCUGGAGACCAGUUAAUUUCCUAGAUAGUACUACGUAGUAUGUCUACUACUAAGAGACAUCUGAGGCAGCGGCGCACGCCCGCACGAGUGGGGGCUUGCAAACAAAGUUUUGUCGAGCAUGCGACGUGAAAAGGCCGGCGGCUUCCAGAAUGAGACGGCGCGGGCGAGUCAACGAGAGGAGGGAGGGAUGUGUCAAGUCUCGGAAACGAAGAACCGAGUGCUUCGUAUGGAUGGAAGUUGGACGGAUGAGGUGGAGAGCGACAACCCUUCGCUCCUUGGUGGGUUCGGGAGUAGGAGAAGCCAGACGCUCGGAUGCAGCCACAGCUCGGAUGGUUGGAGUUCCGGCAGCUGGGAAGCGAGCGGGCUUCAACGAGACCAGCGUGAUCAGCCACGGACACGGAAAACCGAGGGACCGGCAGAGGGAGGAAUGGCGGCGCCUCGAUUAACGCCGCCCGUCUGGCCAUGCCUGAGUCGCUCGUUCGGGCAAUGUUGGCCACGAGAUGGCAUGACGGAUGAUCGUUGGGGCUUGCAAGCGGAUAGAGGCUUGCUUGUUCAACGGGGUCGAUCGGAAGCGCUUCCAGUCCCAAGCGACAGUGGUGGCAGCGACGAUGGUUGUGGUGGUGUCGUGCUCGCGUGUUUUGGUGCGUUCGUCAGUCGUCAUUCGGGGACCCUAUCAAACGCCAGCGAGUAUGGGACGGAAACUUCGGAAGUGAUGAUGGUGAUCCUUGGUUCGGCCAUUUCCGUGGUCUGGAAAGAGGAUGACGGGCGCGCGCUCCGUGGGGUCGGUGUUGACAGUAUCCGUAGUGACCACGGCAUGACUCGGCAGGAGACAGGAACGGGUCUGAUCCGUUGUCAGAAUUUAGAAGGGAACUUCGUAUGGGCGCGCCAGAGUUGGAGGGCUGAUGGAGAUCCGAGGUUUCACGUAGAGCGAUCCGGCAACCACGAAAAUUAACGUUUGCAUGGAUCGCACCGCCAACGAGCACCGUUACUAAUAGUAUAGACUUUUCGUUAUUGGUACCGUAGCCUUGGAGUUCGCGCGGGAUUAAUCAAUCCGCGUCAGGAGUAUCCGUACGUAUGUUGUGUUAUCGGUAAGAGGAUAUGGAUCGAUGAUGAAGUAAAU
Molecule: messenger RNA, 1240 nt
Organism: Colletotrichum navitas
Lineage: Eukaryota; Fungi; Ascomycota; Sordariomycetes; Glomerellales; Glomerellaceae
Exons: 1
Coding region: 239-1072 (277 amino acids)
Source: RefSeq, a predicted model, not a curated record